This is a messenger RNA of Arxiozyma heterogenica, 2304 nucleotides long. It is a transcript of the gene MEF1, whose product is annotated as Mef1p. The transcript has a single exon. Gene Ontology annotation, molecular function: GTP binding; translation elongation factor activity; GTPase activity. Lineage: Eukaryota; Fungi; Ascomycota; Saccharomycetes; Saccharomycetales; Saccharomycetaceae. Gene Ontology annotation, cellular component: mitochondrion. The coding region runs from base 1 to 2304 and encodes 767 amino acids. The record is from RefSeq and is a predicted model, not a curated record. Gene Ontology annotation, biological process: mitochondrial translational elongation.
AUGGUGAUGGCUGUACGAUGUCCAACUUUGCUACUUGCUCAAGUAGGUGCUUCUUUUAAUAAAAUUUUAGUAAAUUCUAGACCUAUAUUUUCUCAUAGUUUAAUUAGAGGAUUUCACUGCCAUAAUCCAUUGAAAAUGGACUAUGAAAAAGAAAAGCAAAUAUUAGAUAAUAUUAGAGACACUAAAUUAACUCCCACUGAUAAAGAAGCCCUUCAAAAAUUAAGGAAUAUUGGUAUUUCUGCACAUAUUGAUUCUGGCAAAACAACUUUCACUGAGCGUGUUCUUUAUUAUACAGGAAGAAUUAAGGCUAUUCAUGAAGUGAGAGGACGCGACAAAGUUGGUGCUAAAAUGGAUUCCAUGGAAUUAGAAAGAGAAAAAGGUAUUACUAUUCAAAGUGCUGCUACUUAUUGUUCUUGGGAUAAAGGUGACAAAAGUUAUCAAUUUAAUUUAAUCGAUACUCCAGGCCAUAUUGAUUUCACUAUCGAAGUGGAAAGGGCUUUAAGAGUGUUAGAUGGUGCUGUCUUAGUCGUCUGUGCAGUUUCUGGUGUUCAGUCCCAGACUGUUACUGUAGAUAAUCAAAUGAGAAGAUACAAUGUUCCAAGAGUCACUUUUAUUAACAAAAUGGAUCGUAUGGGUGCUAAUCCGUUUAAAGCUAUCGAACAAUUAAACAGUAAAUUGAGGAUUCCAGCUGCUGCUGUACAAAUUCCUAUUGGUUUGGAAUCUGAUUUGAAAGGCGUUGUUGAUAUUAUUAAAAUGGAGGCAAUUUACAAUAAGGGCAACAAUGGUGAAAUUAUUGAGAAGAGUCUUGUUCCAGAAGAUCUUUUGGAAUUGGCUGAAAAAAAAAGACAAUUACUAAUUGAAACAUUAGCUGAUUGUGAUGACCAAAUGGCAGAAAUUUUCUUAGAAGAAAAAGAGCCAACUAUUCAAGAUAUUCAAGAUGCUAUUCGUAGAGCGACUAUUGCUAGAAAAUUUAGUCCAGUUUUAAUGGGGUCUGCUUUAGCUAACACUGGUAUUCAGCCUGUUCUUGAUGCAAUUGUGGAUUAUCUUCCUAAUCCAUCCGAAGUCUUGAACACCGCAUUAGAUAUUACAAAAGAUGAAGCCAAAGUAGAUUUGAUUCCGUCAGUUCAAGAACCAUUUGUUGGGUUAGCUUUCAAAUUGGAAGAAGGUAAGUAUGGUCAAUUAACUUACAUUAGAGUCUACCAAGGUCGUUUACGAAAGGGUUCCUUUAUUACAAAUGUCCAAACUGGUAAGAAAGUUAAGGUAUCUAGAUUAGUUAGAAUGCAUUCUGAAGAAAUGGAAGAUGUCGAUGAAGUUGGCUCUGGUGAAAUAUGUGCUACUUUUGGUAUUGACUGUGCUUCUGGUAACACAUUUACUGAUGGAUCAGUUAAAUAUUCUAUGUCAUCAAUGUUUGUCCCCGAUGCGGUUGUUUCACUUUCUAUCACUCCAAAGAGUAAAGAUUCCACAACUAAUUUUUCAAAAGCAUUAAAUCGUUUCCAAAAAGAAGAUCCAACAUUUAGAGUUAAAUAUGAUUCUGAAUCCAAACAAACUGUUAUUUCCGGCAUGGGUGAAUUACAUUUGGAAAUUUACGUUGAACGUAUGAAGCGUGAAUAUAAUGUUGACUGUACCACUGGUAAACCGCAAGUUGCGUAUCGUGAAUCUAUUACUAUUCCAUCCAACUUUGAUUACACCCAUAAAAAACAAUCUGGUGGUGCUGGUCAAUUUGGUAGAGUUGCCGGAACUUUAAGUCCCGUAGAAGGUAAGGAAACAAAAGAAAACAGUUUUAAAACAGCUAUUAUUGGUGGUGUGAUCCCAGAAAAAUUCUUAGCCGCAUGUAAUAAAGGUUUUGAAGAAGCAUGUGAAAACGGUCCACUAAUUGGUCAUAAAGUUAUUAACGUGCAUAUGUUGAUCAACGAUGGUGCCGUUCAUGCUGUUGAUUCUAAUGAACUGGCUUUUAAAACUGCUACUAUAGCAGCAUUCCGUCAAGCUUUCAAAAAUGCACGACCGGUUAUCCUAGAACCAAUUAUGAAUGUCACGGUGACAUCACCAAAUGAAUUCCAAGGUAAUGUCAUAAGUCUUUUGAAUAAAUUGCAAGCAGUGAUUCAAGACACUGAAGAUAAUGGAGAUGAUUUCAUUCUAAAGGCAGAAACACCAUUGAGUUCCAUGUUUGGCUUUGUAACAUCUUUAAGAGCUUCUACACAAGGUAAAGGUGAAUUUACUUUAGAAUUUAGCCAUUAUGCACCUGUAUUACCAAAUGUACAAAAGGAAUUGAUUCAAGAAUAUGAAAAGAAACAUAAUAAAAACUAA